GUGUGGCACUCCCUGGGUACUGUCAGCCUAGAUUAUGUGCUGGAGCGCCUGGAGUGGGACAGGAAUGCACUCUUGAUGCUGACAGUGUGAGCCCAGGGCAACGCUUUUUAACAAAAAAAAAGAGGGAAAGAGUUACGUAGAUUUUACAGCACAGGAAGCAGCCGUUCGGUCCAACAGAUAUGUGCUGGUGUUUAUCGUCCAUAUAAGUGUCCUCUUUCCAUGAUCGGGAAGGGAAGGGCAUGAGGUUGUGCUGUGAUUUUUGUCUGCUGACUGAGCUGGGAGUAUUGGGUUUUUGAGAGGCUGCAGCCAGCCAAGUUUUAAUCCAUUGAACGCAAAUGUCAGGAUGAUUUGCAGACUGCAGCUGCUGGUAAAUAUAACCUGCCGGAUGACUGGGUCUCCGUUAUAAAACUGCUGGAGUGCCCACUCACGCCUGUAAUAAUCUCUCUCACUCUCUCUGAUUGCAGAUGGUUUGAUUCCCAAUCCCCCCCCCCCACCCCCAGAAGGAUGGACAGGCCUAACACGCUGACCCAAGCCUCGGUGUUGCCUUUUUCCGACCCCAGUCACGCCCUCAACAUCCUGCAGGGCAUCAACGAGUUGCGGGUGGAGGGCAAGUUCUUCGACAUGACCCUGUCGGCGGACGGCCAGGACUUUCCGUGUCACCGGACGGUGCUGGCGGCCGCCAGCCACUACUUCAAGGCCAUGUUCGCGGGCCGGCUGAAGGAGAGCUACGCCGAGCGAGUGGAGCUGCACGGGGUGAAGGCCGACGUCCUGGGCCUGCUGCUGGACUUCUCCUACACCGGCCAGGUGACCGUCACCCAGGGCAACGUGGAGCCCCUGGCCCGGGCCGCCGACCUCUUCCAGUUCCACUCGGUCAAGGAGGCCUGCUGCGCCUACCUGGAGCGGCAGCUGGACGUGGCCAACUGCCUGGAGAUCCAGGAGUUCGCCGAGGCCUACGCCUGCCGGGGCCUGGCCGAGAACGCCAAGCGCUUCAUCCUGCGCCACAUCGUCGAGCUGUCCGAGGAGAAGGAGUUCGAGGCCCUGCCCCAGCGCCGGCUGCUCGAGUACCUGUCCGACGACCGGCUGCACGUCGACAAGGAGGAGGCGGCCUACCAGCUGGCCCUCCGCUGGGUCAAGGCCGACCCCAAGCGCCGGCUCCGCUUCUGGCCCGAGCUCUUCGAGCACGUCCGCCUGCCCUUCAUCCGCCGCUUCUACCUGCUGGCCUACGUGGAGAGCGACCCGCUCGUCUAUUACUCCCCCCGCUGCCUCCAGCUCAUCCACCAGGCUCGGGCCUUCCAGUCCUCCGAGUACGACCGCCACGACUACCCGUGCGAGCGGAUGCGGGCCCGGCCCUCCACCGGCCUGGCCGAGAUUCUGGUGGUGGUGGGCGGCUGCGACAAGGACUGCGACGAGCUGGUCACCGUCGAUUGCUUCAACCCGCAGAGCGGCCAGUGGCGAUACCUGGCCGAGUUCCCCGACCACCUGGCCGGAGGCUACAGCAUCACCGCCUUCGGCAACGACAUCUACGUGACCGGUGGUUCUGAUGGGACAUCGCUGUACGACUGUGUGUGGCGUUACAAUUCCAGUGUGAACGAAUGGACUGAGGUAUCGCCCAUGCUGCAAGCCCGAGAAUAUCAUAGCUCCGUGGUACUCAAAGGCCACAUCUACAUUAUCGCCCAUGACAGCCUGGAGCGCUACGAUCACAGUAUCGACAGCUGGGAGGCCCUGCAACCUAUGCCCUUCCCCAUGGAGAACUGCUCGACUACAGCCUGCCGGGGCAAACUCUAUGCCAUUGGCACUCUCACUGGCAAAGAGUCGAUGGCCAUUCAGUGCUACAACCCUGAGACUGACUCCUGGAGUGUCGUGGUUUGCGGCUCAUUGCCUCCAUGGUCGUUUGUGCCAAAGACGGUGACUCUCAAUGGACUGAUCUACUUUGUGCGGGAUGAUUCUUCAGAAGUUGAUGUGUAUAACCCAAUAAAGAAUGAAUGGGACAAAAUCCCGCCCAUGAAUCAGGUCCACGUUGGGGGCAGUGUUGCUGCUCUCGGGGGGAAGUUGGUUGUCUCCGGUGGCUACGACAACACGUUUGAACUAUCUGACAUAAUCGAAAGCUACGAUUUUCAGACUGGCAUCUGGAGCAUUGUGGGGCGACUCCCACAGCCCACUUUCUGGCACGGGACUGUCAGUAUCUUCCGGCAGUUCAUGCCCACUGCCCGGGUUACCUUCGAAGGGACCAUGAACGACAAUCAUAACAAUGAAAUAAAUGUCCUGAAUCUGGCCCGAUAUCGAAGACACCUUCACAAUGAGAACCUCCGCCUAUAGCACUGACCAGAUUGGAGUGAAGGCUGAAACCUGGACAGUGAAACCUGCUCAGAUUUUCACCAAAACCAGCUGGUUUCUAACACGUUUCAAAAAGCUCACCUUCUAUUGUGAAUUGCACAUGUCAACUGGACAAUGGUCUUUCCCAGUUUAUUUUUUUAAAACUUGUCCUUGUUGGACCAUAAGCAGUAACUGCUCCCAGUUGGAUUGGGUUCUGACUAAAAUUGCUGAUGUUGGCAGGGUUCCACCAUCACUACCUGCCUCCUGCUAUUGGCUGCUGGCUGUGUUUAAUCUGGCAGGUUUCACUGUAUCUGUUGACCGAUUCUGCUGAGUGAGGAGAUAUGACAGUUUUGUCUCCUCCCUUGGACAUAUGCUUGUUACAAAGCAUUGGUUAAGAAAGAAAGACUUGCCUUUAUAUAGCGCCUGAUAGCAUCGCAAAAACUCUUCACUUGCAAUUAAUUUACUUUUGAAGUGCAACGAUGUAAGAUAAUGAGGCAACCAUUCUGUGCACAGCAAGAACGUACGAACAGCAACACACUUGAUGUGGUUUUAGUUGUAGUUUGAGGGGAGAAUAUUGUGGAGGACGGGACCACAGAACUCCCUGUCCUUCAAGUAGUCUACAGGAUCUUGAUGGUCUAUCUGCACAGGCAGACAGAGCCUUGGUUUAGCACUCAACUAUUUUGAGCUUUGUAUUUUGUUCCAGCCCCAUGAAGUCCACUAUAUUUUUACUGUUUUUACGUUUUCUAUGAGUGCAUUGGAAUAGAAUGAAGAACCAGGUGAACAUGCUUUGUGCUGUUUCCUGGCUUUUAAUGAAGACACAUAAUAUAAUCCAGUGUUUAAUGUUUACGCGAAGGAGAAGUGAAGCGAGUUCCAAUUGGAAGCUCUGCUAGCUCCAAACAGCUUUCCAAAAGCUCAUUGAAGGUACUGACUGCUGCAUUUUGUUAAGGCUGGAUCUGAUCCGAUUAAAAUCUCCCAACACCAAGUGAGCAAAUCUGUGCAGCGGAGAACGGCUUGUUUGGAAUGUAGAAUUGGGGUCUUGCUGCCUUGGAGAUGGCAAUUUGGUACUGGUGCACUUUAAUCCUGUGGGAUAUCUUUUAAUUCACCUCAAAUUGCUGCCCUGUCACCGACCCCACCCGCCUCAGCUUGUUAUCCACAGUAUUUUGCCCUGGUGUUUAAAAAAGAACUCUGGUUUGGAAGGACAGAAUCUGCUGGGGAGUUCCUGUGUCCCAGUAAUGCUGCCUGCUAAAAGCUUGUUCCAGAACAGCUCAUCUACCUUCUCCAUUACUUGAGUAGGCAAAAGGGAUGGGGUAUAUAUUUAGUUUUUUAUAUAUAUAUAUAUUUCUAUUUAUAGAGCAGUAGAGAUAAUGCAAUUAAAUAUUCCAGAGUCACUAAUUCAGAAUUGGCUACCAGAUAGAAAGACAUGGCUGUUCGUUUGUAGUUCUUUUGGAAUUUGGAAGUAAAUGUUCCCAAUGUCUGUUUGAGGUAACUUGAACAGAACGUGAAACAAAUGAUGUAAUUAUUUGCUGCUGACAAUAUUCGGAGUCCAAUUGUAUGAAAUAUUUCAUCAGGAACACAUGUUAAAUGUGUAGUAGGAGUUUUGGUUAUUGCUCUCUUUACCUUUCACCCUUUUCUGUCCUGAAGACACUGCCUCUCACUGGGGUACAGAUUGCAGCAGCGAUUGCUCCCUCAUCCAACUCGACCAUUUCUCAUGUGAGUGUUGGCAGGUUAUUUGAUCGCGGCCAGGGCUGAUGCUGUCCUCCUCGCCCAGUAAAUACAAUUGGGAGCAGGAGCCCCUACUUGUUUUUUUUUUCUCUCUCUCCUCUUUGGUCCAGCGCACUGAUGCCAAUUCCAACAUCCCCACUGCUCUGUGGCUAAGUUAAGCUUAGUACAGACCUAGGAUGGAACCAGUGCUUUUGUUGAUCUGUAGAGCUCAACUCAAUUUGGAUAAACUUUUAGUUGUUGGAGCAGGAGUGGCUCAUUUUUAAAAAAAAUUAUCUGAAUCAGAUUUUGAACUCUUGAAUCUAGAAAAGAGCACCUUGAAAGAGAAAAUCGAUACAAUUAUUUUCCAAGUUGGGGCAAAUAGUUUUCUUUCAGAUUCUGUGAAUUUCAAACACUUCCUGCUUUUAUCUCUAGUUUUAAUGUGUGUCUUUUUAUUUUAAGUGUUGUGGCUUAUUGUACACACACAAUUGUAGUUUACAUUGAGAAGUUGUACAACACAAAUUCCACUAAAAUAAAAUGCGUUUACUCAA
Molecule: messenger RNA, 4562 nt
Organism: Carcharodon carcharias (great white shark)
Lineage: Eukaryota; Metazoa; Chordata; Chondrichthyes; Lamniformes; Lamnidae
Gene: klhl21
Product: kelch-like family member 21
Exons: 4
Coding region: 505-2316 (603 amino acids)
Biological process (GO): protein ubiquitination
Molecular function (GO): protein binding
Source: RefSeq, a predicted model, not a curated record